AUGUCCGACCGCUUCUCCCUGAAGCUGACCAGCGCCAAGCAUGGCGCAGCGACCGGCGCGUCGGCGGCGGCGGCUGACGCUUCAAGGGUCUCGCGCCGUGAGAAGCUGGCGGAGUACCUGCAGAGCCGGCGUGUGGAAAUGGCGACGACCAGCCGCGCCUCUGCCACCACCAAGCCUGUGGCCUCGGGCGCCGCACGGGGCAUGUCCAAGGCAGCCAUCGACCGCCUUAGCAAGCCCAAAGUCAGCUCGUACACCAGCUCGUACCGCCCGACGGCUGGACAGGCAAAGCCCGAAAUCAGUGGACGAACGGCGUCCCAGGUGCCGUUGAAGUCGGACGCUGGACCGUCCAAGUCGUCUCGGACGACUUUCGACAAACCUCCACCGCCGCCGGUGGCCGCCGUCGUCGAUGCCAAGCCCGUGGCCGCCGAGCCGCGCCUUGGUGUCGCAGCAGAAGCAAGCGCAAAGCCUCCAUCGCUGACGACCGAGUCUUCAUUCAGCGCGCUGCGGUAUCAACCUCGAACUGCAGCAUCUACAGCUGACGAUACGCUGCAACAUGUCAAGACGCGACUCAUGUUUGACGACUCGGACGACGACGAUGACGACGAAGUCGACUACCUUGCGCCAUCCGCUGCGCCACUCACGGCGCCACCCACUGCGCCUUCCGAAGCGCAGCCCAUUGCGCCAGCGACACCCGAGCCGACGCGGUCACUCGUGCACGGAAGCAGCGCCAAGACAGAACGCUUCAGUGCCUUCAAGCAGCCGCGGUCCCUCGACAAGGCUGUUGCCGCGUCUCCGUUUGGCAACGCGCCAAGCUACCUACGUCAAGAGAGCGCAACGUUCGACCUCGAACGCAAGCCAGCACCGUCGCCGCUUCACGAAGCCAAGACGCCGGAGACGACCAAGUCGACCUACCAUUCGCUCCCGUCGAGCUCGAGUGCCCUGCGGCAUCAAAAGCAAGCAGACGCGCCAAUGGCGCAGCGAGAUGUCCUCUCGUCGCACUUCAAGGUCAAGAAGAGCGCGUUCCCCGAAUCUGCAACGCCCAAGUUGGCGCCAUCGAGCGUCACCAAGCCCCUUCCGUACACCAAGACGGACGAGGCAGUGCCUACCUCCAAAGCCCUUCUCUUCACCAAGGCGGACGAGGUGGGUCCGUCGACCGAGACGGCCUUCCGGUCCGUCGAAGUCCCGUCGUCGCACUUCAAGGCCAAGAAGCCUGCCGACGCGACGCCCAAGGAGCCGGUGCAAACGCUCCUGUCGACGCACUUUAGGCCCGCCGAGGUGCCGUCCAAAGCAGCGCCGUCGCCGAAGAAGGACGUCGAGUUUACGACCGCGCUCCAGACGCAGCUCCGCGCGCGUCUCGACGAAGCGCUGUACAUCUCCAAGUUUACCCUCGGCGGUGCGCGCGCAGUCUUUGACGACAUUGCGCGCAACUGCCCGAGCGUCGUGCUGACGAAGGCGGUCUUUUGGCUGGCGCGGGCGAGCGUGGAAGAGGAGCAUAAGGAUCUCAUGCGCGCCGACCAAAUGUUUGUCGAUGGCCUCGACACGGUGCUGGAGCCGCUGGAGAAGGUGAUCCUCGAGGCCGCGCGGACCGAGUUGCACGGACGCACCCAACUGAGCCAACCGGCCGUCAAGAACAUCGUGGUCGAAGACAAGACGGUGCCGCUGACGCCCGAGAAGAAGGCCGAGUUCCUCGAAGACCUCUUUGCCCAAGGCCAGCUCGAGGAAAGCUUUUGCUUCGAGUCACACGAGACGCCGCCGACGCAGACCAAGCCGCUGCUGCCGCCAGCGCACAAGUACAACUCGACGACCAAGCAGCGCCCGCCAACGUCGUCGAACGAGGCGUCGCCGACGUACAGCCACUUCAAGCCGCCGUCCGCGGUCAAGAAGAUCGACUUUGGCACGCCACCGCACAGCGUUGGGUUCGGCACGCCGCCGUAG
This is a messenger RNA of Saprolegnia parasitica CBS 223.65, 1935 nucleotides long. RefSeq lists its product as hypothetical. Lineage: Eukaryota; Oomycota; Saprolegniomycetes; Saprolegniales; Saprolegniaceae. The record is from RefSeq and is a predicted model, not a curated record. The transcript is spliced from 5 exons. The coding region runs from base 1 to 1935 and encodes 644 amino acids.